Messenger RNA from Salmo salar (Atlantic salmon), 5098 nucleotides. RefSeq names its product inactive tyrosine-protein kinase 7. Gene Ontology annotation, cellular component: plasma membrane; axon. Gene Ontology annotation, biological process: axon guidance; protein phosphorylation; homophilic cell-cell adhesion. Lineage: Eukaryota; Metazoa; Chordata; Actinopteri; Salmoniformes; Salmonidae. Gene Ontology annotation, molecular function: protein kinase activity; cell-cell adhesion mediator activity; ATP binding. The record is from RefSeq and is a predicted model, not a curated record.
ACACCGGAAGCUUCUCAUCCAGUGGGAGCUAAGGAGAGAGAGUGGGAGAAAAAUAAAAAAGCUACUUUCAUUCAAUAGUUUCGAAGUAAUGGCAUGUAGGCAGGCACUUGUCUUUUUUUUUUGUUGCCAUUAUUUGAAAUAAUGGAAUAGGGCCCACGUCUUCACAUUUACGAAUUGAUCGUGCAACAGUCGUAUCAUCUGACGACCACUAGACAAAGCAGUCGUUUCACGUUGGAGUACUUUUUAGAGGUCUUGUGAAACGCUGAUAGUUCAGGUUUUCGCGCUGACUUCCCUUGGUUUUGGGUCUCGUUUUCUUGUGCGAAUGAUAUAACUUAGUUGUGUCUUACUUUGCUGGAGUUCUAUUAUGGAGUUACCGUCCACAGAAAAUAAUGGUUUCAAAGAGAGUAACCUGAACUCGGCGAAUAGGCGUAGACAAGGAGUCAUGCCGACCAUACACACCACGACUCUCUUUCUUAUUUUCACCAAAGUUCUCACCAUUCACGCCGCCUCCUUCCACUUCACCAAGGAGCCCAAGUCCCAGGAUGCCUUGCACGGCCGGAGCGCCAUGUUACGCUGCGAGGUCAGCGACGCGGAGGGCGUGAGUUACAGCUGGCUGCAAAACGGCGAUGCGGUGAAGGACACGGAGCGCCGCUUUCAGGAGGGCGGCAACCUCAAGUUCACCUAUGUGGACCGGGUGCUGGAUGCUGGGACCUUCCAGUGCCUGGCCGCCAACAAUGCCACAGGAGGAGAAGAGCGCUCCACGGAGGCGUCCAUCAACAUCAAAUGGCUAGAGAGUGGUGGGGUGACCCUGAAAGAUCCUGCAUCAGAGCAGGACAUCGAGAGCUCUGCCCCUGUGACGUUCAGGUGCAACAUUGAUGGACACCCACGACCAACAUGCCACUGGUACAGAGACGGCGUACGCCUGCCGGAGAAGAGCCAUCAGAUCAACAACAAGGAGCGAACUUUGACCCUGCCCAGUGCCAGCCCAGACAACAAUGGUCUCUACUAUUGCUGUGCCAAAAAUCCAGCUGGGCACGUGUGCAGCAAUGUCAACUUCACCCUCAAUAUCAUAGAUAAAAGUUUCCCUCGUCCCGUGGUGGUUCCUGAUGACCUGGUGGUGAUGAGGAACGAGGAGGCCCUCCUUAACUGCCUGUUCACUGCCGAGCCCCCUCCCACCCAAGAGUGGUACCACCAGGACGAGCUCAUCACCAACAAGUCCCGGUUGGUGAUGUUGAACAAUGGCUCCCUACUCAUAACCCAGGUGAAGCCCAGAAACACUGGGCUCUACAAAUGUGUAGCCAAAGGGCCCCGCGGACUCUCUGUCACUCUGGAGGCCACCGUGAACCUAGCAGAGAUCGAGGAGAUGGGCCCCAGCCAGACCCAGGUCUUCUCGGCCAACUCCCUGGAGAGGGUGUCCUGUCGCCCCCCUCGCGGCCACCCGGAGCCCGAUGUGUGGUGGGAGCGGGGCGGGGAACGCGUCCCCUCAGAGGGCAGGGUCUACCAGGACGGACUGGAGCUGGUCUUCAGCCCCACCCAGGGGGAAGACUCUGGACUGUAUACCUGCGUGGGCCAGAACAAGGCCGGUACCAGGAGGCAGGAGCUGACCGUCACCGUGGCCACCCCUCCGGAGUGGGUGACGAAGCCAGAGGACAGCCAACUGGAGGAGGGCCUCCCUGGGUACCUGCAUUGCCACACCCGCGCCACGCCCCAGCCCGAGGUUACCUGGUACCGCAACUUCAUCCCCAUCACCGCCGAGGACAUUCGCUUUAAGCUGUACCCCAACGGGACCCUGAGGAUCAACAGCGUGGAGGUGUAUGAUAACCACUUGUACAUGUGCCGGAGCCAGACGGAGGCUGGGAGGGUGGAGUGCCGGGCCAGGGUCUUUGUUCUUGAGAAGCUGAAGUUCACCCCCACCCCCCAGCCCUCCCAGUGUCUGGAGUUGGACAAGGAGGGCACUGUGCCGUGCUCCGCCAAGGGCCGCGAGAUCCCCACCGUCCAGUGGACCAAAGCAGAUGGCAGUGAAAUGCCAGAGCAUGUAGUCCAGACCGGCGGCAUGCUCCACUUUGCAAAGGUGACGAGGGACGACGCGGGCAACUACACCUGCCUGGCUUCCAACACCCUGCAGGGCCAGAUCACAGCCGCCGUACAGCUCACCGUAGCAGUAUAUAUAACAUUUAAUAUGGAGCCGGAGCACACCACUGUUUACCAGGGCCACACAGCCAUUCUGCACUGCCAGGCCACCGGCGACCCCCAGCCCUUUAUCCAGUGGAAGAAGAAAGAUAAGUUCCUGGAGCCUCGCAAGAGCAGGUUUCAGAAGAUGCCCAACGGUUCUCUAGUCAUCCACGACGUGAGUGUGGAGGACACGGGAAGCUACACAUGCAUCGCUGGCAACAGCUGCAAUAUUGGCCACACAUCGGCAGAGCUCUAUGUCGUAGAGAAGCCUGUGCACCACUCGUUGGAGGACGACGAAAAGGCGCCCUACAAGAUGAUCCAGACAAUCGGCCUAUCGGUGGGCGCCGCCGUGGCCUACAUCAUCAUCGUCCUGGGCCUGAUGUUCUACUGCAAAAAGAGACGCAACGCCAAAAGACUAAAGAGCCCUGAGGGAGAAGAGGCCGAGACAGAGCACCUCAACGGGGGCACGGUGCAGACCAACGGACAGGCCACCGCUGAGAUCCAGGAGGUGGCACUAACCAACAUGGGCACCACGGCCAGCAGCGCCAACAAGCGCCACAGCAGCCACGACAAAGGGCACUACCCCCGCGCCAACCUGACCACCAUCACCACUCUGGGGAAAGGUGAGUUUGGCGAGGUGUUCCUGGCCAAAGCCAAGGGCAUCAUGUCGGCAGGAGGAAGAGGCAGUGAGGAUGAGGAGGAGACAGUGGUGCUGGUGAAGAGUCUGCAGACGCGGGACGAGACCCUGCACCUGGAGUUCCGUCGCGAGGUUGAGAUGUUCGGCAAGCUGGGCCACCCCAACCUGGUGUGCCUACUGGGCAUGUGUAGAGAAGAGGAGCCUCACUACCUCAUACUGGAGUAUGCUGAAUUGGGGGACCUGAAGCAAUACCUCAAGAUGUCCAAGAACAAGGAGGAGAAACCCAAGUCCCAUCACCUCAGCACCAAGCAGAAGGUGGGGGUGUGUCUGCAGGUUGCCCGGGGGAUGGAGCAUCUAUCCAAUCAGCGCUUCGUCCACAAGGACCUAGCCACCCGCAACUGUCUGAUCAGCGCCAAGAGACAGGUCAAGGUGUCUGCACUGGGGCUCAGCAAAGAUGUCUACAACGAUGAGUACUAUCACUACCGGCAGGCGUGGAUCCCUCUGCGUUGGCUGCCAAGCGAGGCCGUGUUCGAGGACGACUACUCCACCAAGACGGACGUGUGGUCCUUCGGCGUGCUCAUGUGGGAGGUGUUUAGCCUGGGCGAGCUGCCGCACGCUGCGCUCGACCACGACAAGGUCCUCGAAGAGCUGAGAGAGGGCCGGGGGAAGCUGCCCCUGCCCCAAGGCUGUCCUUCACGGGUGUACAAGCUGAUGACUCGCUGCUGGGCCUCCAGCCCCAAGGACCGCUCCUGCUUUAGUGACAUCAUCUCUGCCCUCAGCGAACUGCCCUCCGAGAGCAAGGUGUAACACACACACGGCCCAGGUGCAGUGUGUGUGUGUGUAAGGGUAUGAAUGUGUUAGGAAUGGGGGGAGGUGACGUGUGUGUGUGUGUGUGUGUGUGAGAGAGCAGUUGUGUACGAAUGUGAUUAAGUCCAUACACACACAAACCGGUGGAUCAGUGUGUAUGUGAAGGACGUAUAGAGGUGUUGGUGUGUGUGCGUGAGCAUGUAUGUUUUGGCCUUUGAGUUUGUGUGUCUCGCACUCCAGGACGAUCCUACUCUGCCUUGUUGGCCUCUGUAGUUAGCGUCUGCAAGAGCAGAAAGAGACUCUUAACAACAAGGAACUUUGGUCCCAAAUGAGGACCCAGCCGAGAAGAGAUCAACAUCCGACGAGCUUCUCCUUCACGUCUCUAUGGAUUAAAAUGACAAUUUUUUACAAUGAGGACUUAUAUUGUGCCUUAGCAGGUCAAAUGGUGUCUAUAACAUUUAAUCUACAAACUAAUGACAGUUAAUAUUGGCACGGUUUUCACCCCAAUUGGAUCUUUUCUGUUGCUCAUGUUUGUGAAUGGACAAGACAAAAAGGUCAAUUUUCUGCCCAGAGCCAAACGGAACAGUAAGGUACAACCUCCUCAGGUGUAAAAAUCAAAUGUCUCACCCUGUUAGAUAUGAUCAGAACAAGGUAAAGGGCCAGCGGUGGCAUUAUUAAACUUGUGUGGUGUUUAGCUGGAGUGUGGAUGGAAUCAACGCUCACAAGUUUUCCUUGAAGGUAAAUCUUUGGUUGAUGUAAAGUAUAGUCGUGACAGUAUAUGGGCCCUGAAUUGGCUUCAACAUGCUAUUUGAGUUAAGGUAACAGAUCUGAGCUGUAGCAUUAUAGGCCAUCCUGCCAUGAACAGUUUUGUACUCCUAUCAAAGAUUUCUGACUGUUACUGCUUCAUUUGCCCAUCAAUCAUCCAAUCCUAUCGCGACCUGAGCUUUUCCAAUCAGAGUGGGAGAAACCUUUCUUUGUAGACCUUCGUCUAAUAGUGCUUUGUAUACAUGUUUAAAACAUGCACUGAUCACAACUAUACCUUUUUGUAUUCUAGAAGGGUUGUUUCGGAGACCUGUUAACUUAUUUUCAAGGUCCUGUUUUGUAUGUUUUCACUGUAUAGAAAGGUACUAAGCUUCUUUGAUAUACAUUUUUUUUUAUGUGCAAGGCAUUUUAGGAUUUGUGUGGAAUAGUUCAUUUGUCAUUUAUUGAACCAAAACAUAUGGAAUUAAGGUUAUCCUGAAAUGUAAAAGAAAUUAAGUGCCUGGCAAAUGAAGGACUUUGCAUCAGUCUUGCUAUUGAUUGAAUAUUUACUUUUUUACUUGAACAUUUUUAUACAUUGCAGUUUUUCCCCUUUGUUUUUAUGUACAAAAUCCAUCUUUCAUCUGAAUUGUAGUAAUUUGGAUAUUGGUUCUAUUUUAAGUAUGUUUAUACAAACACAUAUACUUGCCGCUGGUCCAAUAAAAUAUUUUUGUUGUAAAUGUA